Cercospora beticola is the source of this 1859-nucleotide messenger RNA. RefSeq lists its product as uncharacterized. Lineage: Eukaryota; Fungi; Ascomycota; Dothideomycetes; Mycosphaerellales; Mycosphaerellaceae. Gene Ontology annotation, cellular component: membrane. Gene Ontology annotation, molecular function: L-cysteine transmembrane transporter activity. The record is from RefSeq and is a predicted model, not a curated record. Gene Ontology annotation, biological process: L-cysteine transport; transmembrane transport.
AUGGGCAGCAUCAGGAACAGCAAGGAUGGCGUGGCCGCUGCCACUGCACCACAGUAUCCCGAUGAGAAGAAGAACGACUACAAUGCAGCAGAGGUCGAGAGAGUACUGAGCCACGAUGAUCUGCGAAAGCAAGACUACAGCCGUAUGGAUGCUGAAGUCGCGAAAUAUGCCAAUGCCGAAGCCGUCGUGAUCAGCGACUCAGAAAACAAGAGAUUGAAGAAGCUCAUCGACAAGCGUGUUCUGACCAUCAUGGUCUUCACAUACUUCCUGCAAGCUCUGGACAAAGGCACACUCUCCUUCACCUCGAUCAUGGGUCUUCGCGAGGACCUCAACCUUGUCGGACAACAAUUCUCCUGGCUCACAACAUGUAUUUACAUCGCCAUCUUGAUCGUCGAAUACCCCAUCAACUGGCUCGUGCAACGCCUGCCCAUUGCCAAAUUCCUCGGAACCUGCAUCAUUGUCUGGGGCACAAUCCUCGCUCUCCAUGCUGCAGGAAGCAACUUCGCAGGCAUGGUCGCGCUACGGACUCUGCUGGGUAUCUUCGAAGCCGUCUGCCAACCGACGUUCCUCAUCAUGAGUUCCAUGUGGUACAAGCGAGAAGAACAAGCUCUCAUCGUCAGCUGCUGGUACGCCAUGAACGGUGCGCAACAAAUCGUCGGUGGUCUGCUGGCAUACUGCUUCUCCUUGAUCGGUAACGAGGGUGCCGUGAAGUCAUGGCAAGCCAUUUUCAUCGCAUACGGAGUCUUCUCUGUAGGCUGGGGAGUGUUCGUCAUCUGGUUCUUGCCAGAUUCUCCCAUGCGAGCCAAGUGUUUCACUGAGGAAGACAAGCGACUGAUGGUCGAGCGUGUGCGAAGCAACCAGACUGGUCUGCAGAACAAGACGUUCCGAAAGGAGCACUUGUGGGAGGCAUUGACUGAUGUUCAGUGUUGGUGCUACUGCUUGAUUCAGAUUUGCACGACUUUGCCAACUGGUGGUCUUGGAGCUUUCGCCAACAUCAUUAUCAAAGGUCUCGGAUUCACGACUUUGGAAGUGCAAUUGUUGGCCAUGGUUCUUGGUGCUUACAUCAUUAUUGUUCUUUUCAGCUCUGCGUGGCUGGUCAAAAAGACUGGACAGAACAUUCUAAUCAUGGCUUUGUUCUGUUUGCCAUCAUUCGCCGGUACCAUCGUCCUCAUGACGGUCGAAAACACAAGCGUAGCGACAGAAGCUGGACUCCUGUUCUCCUACUACAUCGUUCUGUCCUUCUGGGCAGCACAAGGUUUGGGAAUGAGUCUGCUCUCUCGGAACGUCGCUGGUCAAACCAAGAAGAGUGUCGCAGUGACGAUGAACUUCAUCGCAUGGGCUGUCGGUAACGCUAUUGGACCACAAGUCUUCCUCGCAUGGGAUGCUCCGCGCUACUUCAUCGCUUUUGCGACCCACAUCGGAUGCUAUACUCUGCUCAUCCUCACGUUGAUCGUCCUAAGGCUCACGCUGAUGAGGCGCAAUGCGAAGAGGAAUAAGAUCGCGGCUGAAGGUAUCGAUGAGGCGAACGACAAGGACACUACCCAUGCGUUUGAGGAUUUGACUGAUAAGGAGAAUGCUACCUUCCGCUACCAGUAUUAGGCAGGCGAUAGUAAUUGUGUAUGUACAGCGUGGGAAGUAAGAAGUUCAGUGAUUCCCGAGGCACUGAAAAUUUCGUCUCGGACCAUUAUUCCACCAUGACUAUGACUCCUGUUGCUCUUCUGUGCUAGUUCUGAACACCUCGACCACUUGCGUGCAGCAGCAUGUUCUGUCUUUCGACUUGGUUCAUACAAGAGACUCUCCAUCACGCGGGCCAGAAUCUGCAGGGGAGGUGGAAGUCUUGUCAUCUCCGUGAUCGCUCU